CCUGUUCUGUCCACCCGCCCGCCCGCCCGCCCACGUUCGCAGGAACCCGUCACACGCCCUGGGACUGGGGCCUGUGCUGGUGUCGCGUCACGUGUGUGUGUAUGCUGGAGUCAGGUCAGACAGUGUGACGCCACGCCUCUACGGCCCCGGGACAUAAGGUCGGCGCCAGCAACAGCGGACCAGCUGUGCCGCGGCGCACCCAAGGCUACUUAAGUGUGUCCACGCCCCGGGUUCUCUCAGUCUCACUUGUGGCGAGUGACGGUGUGGUGCUGACGGCGGGUGGUGGAAAGGACAUCGUCCACCCCGGCGAGAGUGUGAUUGUGUGGACUUGUCUUUGUGGUGUCAAGCGCGACCUCAAGCUCACCUGGUGAAAAAGUCUCCAGGGAAGACCCUCGGUGGAUCAGGUCGUGACCAGGAUUGCCACAACACCUGCUUCACCCUCCCGAGUCCCCCUUCAGGUGCCCCGUCGGAGACCAGCUGCUCCGGUAGCAGGGCGAUCCACAGGUGGCUGACACCGGCGUCAGCAGCAACGACGUAGCGGAGACAUCCCGCACGCACACACUUACGUACGCGAUUGUGCCUCGCGAACAUGGACGCGGUGAGCAAGGACAGCGGUUUCGCGGCGCUCGACCACGAUGACAACGAGGACGUGGUGGUCAAGACCGCCAUCAACGGCGAGGCUCCGCCGGCGGUGAAGACCGGGCCAGCCGACGUGCCGCCAGCGGCAGCCGCCAAACCUGUAAACGGCGCCGCAGGCGUGUCGGCGCCGUCCACCAAGCCGGAGCAGAAUGGCAAGCCAGUAGACGUUCCGGCGGACAAGCAGGGCGUGAGUGAGCCAGGCAAACCAGGUGAGGUCACAGGCCCUGUGCCAGCAGGUGGAGGAGCAGGAGCCGCGAACGGGGCGCAGGAAACGAAGCCGGACGAAAAGGACAAGCCCCAGGAAAAGAAACCCGAGCCAGGGAAGCCCAGCGAAGAAAAGGAAGCUAAGCCAGAGUCAAAGCCAGCCGAUAAGCCAGAGUCAAAGCCAACCGAUAAGCCAGAGUCUAAGCCAGCCGAUAAGCCAGAGUCUAAGCCAGCCGAAAAGCCAGAGUCAGCGAAGAAGGAAGAGGCGAAGACAGAGGAAGUAAAGGCGGAAGCGAAACCAGAAGAAACGAAAAAGGAACAGGUAAGCAAACCGGAAGAAGUAAAGAAACCAGAGGAAGCCAAGAAACCAGAAGAAACCAAGAAACCGGAACAAGCCAAGAAACCCGAAGAGACAAAGAAACCGGAAGAGACAAAGAAACCAGAAGAAGCCAAGAAACCGGAAGAGACAAAGAAACCCGAAGAGACAAAGAAACCCGAAGAAGCCAAGAAACCGGAAGAGACAAAGAAACCCGAAGAGACAAAGAAACCCGAAGAAGCCAAGAAACCCGAAGAGACCAAGAAGGAGGAGAAGGCUAAGCCGGAAUCCGCCAAGGAGGAAAGCGCCAAAGCCGAGACUCCCAAACCAGAAGAAAAGCCAAAAGCCGAGGACAAAGCCGUGGAAGACAAGCCGACAGCCGACGACAAGAGUAAGGUAGAAGAGAAGGCGGCCGAGAAGGACAAAGCAAAGGACGAGAGCAAAGGACAGAAGGAAGAGGAAAAGGAAGCGGGGAAGGGAACGUCGGCGUCCGUGGAAGCUCUUGGGUCAGAGGAAGGUCAUGAUAGCGGCGUGGAUGAAUCAACACAGGCCAAGGAGAAUGGGCAGGCCAGGUCCCCCUCGAAGGCUCCCAAAGGAUCUCCAAGAAAGAGGAUGCCCCGCUCCUCCGACCCUUCCCCCAUGAAGCGAACGCCACAAUCCACUGCCUCUGCUGAACGUAAAGUGCCGAUGAACAAGAUUGAAGUUGGCAAGACAGCUUCCCCGAAUCUGAAGGCUGUCAAGUCCAAGAUUGGGUCGAUGGACAAUGCCACCUACAAGCCAGGCGGAGGAAAGGUCAAGAUUGAGUCCAAGAAACUCGAUUUUUCCAAAACCUCGAGCAGGAUCUCGGCCAAAAAUGAAGCCUAUACACCCGGGGGAGGCGAGAAGAAGGUAAAUCCGGAUAAGAUUGAAUCCCAGAAACUGAAAUGGACAGCAACCAGCAAAGUUGGCUCCCUUGACAACAAGGACCACAAGCCUGGCGGUGGCGACAAGAAGAUUGAAACCCAGAAGCUGAACAUUAAGGCCCAGUCCAAGAUUGGCUCAAAGGACAACAUGAAACACAAACCUGGAGGUGGUGAUAUCCAGAAGAAGAGUGCAAAAUCUGAGGGAAAAAUUGAGCAAAAAAAACUGGACUUCAAGGAAAAGGCAUCCAGUAGAGUAGGCUCACUUAAUAACGUUAAGCACAAAGCCGGAGGUGGCGAAAAAAAAAUAUUUGAUGACAAGGAUUACCUCAGGCAGAUGCAAGGCUCACCCUGCAAAACCCCCACCAGUAAGGCCUCAUCAGAAGCCAAUUUGUCUCGAACACAGAGCCCAAGCCCUGGACUGACCUCACCUGCACCUCAGGAUGGACAAGCCAGUGCCAGCGGAGAGGUGACCCCAGCAGAGGGAGCUCUGUCCCCUUAAGAAGCUACUUGUGAACCUCAUUCUGAAUCAGGGUUCAUCAUUUGAUCAUAAAAUAAUGAUCAACAGUGGCUUCUUUGGAAAGGGAAAUUAACCGUGAUAAGUGCUUUGUGAAGUUCCAUAUGCUGUCUCAUGCAGAUUAUGACAGUGGAGUUUCCUUUAAGUGUUAAAUAGAUAAAACAUUCAUUGCAGGACGCAGUGUCAGAAUACGGUGAAUCACCAUAGAUUUCUUUCUCCCGUAAAAGGCAAAUUGGAUCUUUCUUUUUUUUUUACAAGACUGAAAGAAAUGCUUUGUGUAAGGAUAUUUCUGUCCACUGCACAGUCUGUUUAUAUGCAUUCCAUGUCAGUCCGGUUAUAUAUAUGUUAAUUUAACUUGCGGGAUGCAUGUCAACAAGUGCUAAUGCAGCUACUUUUGAUACAUGGUAAGCCUGUACUGUGAGGUUGAUAAACAUCUGUUUGCUCUUUUCCCUUAUAGAGAUUUACAUGUUAUAAUUUACCUACCAUGACAAGUAUGAUUAUAUAAUCCAGCCUGAGUACUUGCUCAUGGAAUAGUUUCUAUAGCUUGUUGCACACACCAAUAUAUUUUGGUUAGGAUACCAUUUGCUGACCCUUGUCAAAAAGAGCAAUAACAGUGGUAAAGGUUCCAUGUUGAUGAAGCGUUAUAACGUCUUCUGUAGGUAUAAAACUAGCUUUCAAAGGCCAGCCUCUUUUAGUUAUGUAAACUGUGUCAGGCGUCCAUGAUUUUGAUAUUCGUUCAUGGCAUGUUAACCAACUUGUGCUGUAGAAAACUAAAGCCUAUCUUGAUGUAUAUUUAAUAUAACUUUUAAUUUGUCCUUCAUGUACUUGCUUCUAACAGAUAUGGCUGACAAAAUUAGCAAAGUUUCCAUGCAUUCUUUUUACUUAUACUGUAUAUGUUUGAGGUUUGUUUUUAAAAUUGUGAUGUCAUGAGUCAUACCUUUAUAGGCAGUUUGUCCAGAAACUAGCUACUAGGCUUUCACUAUUCCUCAAAUCUUCCAGAUGCAAAUCAAAUUCUUAGAUACAUUUCUAUAUGGUCUUAAAGCUAGAAUAAGGAAGCUUUUAUUCCAGUAUGCCUUGUAAAGAUUGGUGAAGAUGACUCCAGUUACUUUUCUUUCCCUGCUGCUCCCCUGUAGGUGAUCCAUGAUUGGGUGAUCAUUUUGUAGAGUCUGUGCGAACUGGAAUCAAGAGGUUCAUUAUGCUCUGCCAAGUGUUCGUCUGUCAGUCUUAAUGCAUUUUUUGCCAGCAGGUGAAAAAGUAGCCAUCUUAAAUGGAGUUAAAUAUCUGAUUGUACUAUAAUCAAGCUGCAAAAGGACUGUCCAUGGAAACAAUAAAAUUAUAAUACUGUUCAUGCAAAGCUUAUAAGAUGCAGAAAGAUAUAACAACUGACUGCACUCUUAAUUAAUUUAAUUAUCACUGUCAUGCAUACAUUUCUUUUCAUGCAUUACUAAGUCAUGCCAUUGUUUCAGAUUUUUCUAGAGAACUGUCUAAAGGUCUUGAAUAAGGGGUUUUCUCCAGUACCAAGUUCUUUCAAUACCCUUGUGACUUCUGUUUCCCUGGGUUUAUACACUUUAUUUUCAAUUCUCACUGAUCAAAAUUUAAUAAGAAUUAGAUCACAACUUCUUAAUAAGUAUUUUGUUCUUUGCAAAUAAUUUCUUUGAUGUAAACAUUGUACACAGUUGGAAGAUCAAGAGCUAAAACUGGGUGUAUAACUCAUCAGACGGGGGUCAUGUUUGGUAUGGUACUCUGGCUGUAAACACUGAGGUAGAAUUGAAAAGCUUUAUGUGAGGGUCUAAAGCUUUUUAACCAUUGCUUUAUCCUGGACACAGUAUGCUGUUGUUCUGAGCUCUCAUGUCUUGGUAUCCACUCACCAUUUCACCAUACCUCAUGUAAUGCUUUAAGGUUCUCGCAGAAGGAGCAGUUGUCACCUCACUUCCCUGUGUUUUGCAUCAGACUUCAAGUAUUCUGUGUCAUUAUAAGGAAAAGAAUAAAAAUUA
Messenger RNA from Penaeus chinensis, 4569 nucleotides. RefSeq names its product neurofilament heavy polypeptide-like. Gene Ontology annotation, molecular function: microtubule binding. Gene Ontology annotation, biological process: neuron projection development; microtubule cytoskeleton organization. Bases 590 to 2560 code for a protein of 656 amino acids. Gene Ontology annotation, cellular component: neuron projection. The record is from RefSeq and is a predicted model, not a curated record. Lineage: Eukaryota; Metazoa; Arthropoda; Malacostraca; Decapoda; Penaeidae. The transcript is spliced from 12 exons.